Molecule: messenger RNA, 663 nt
Organism: Ambispora gerdemannii
Lineage: Eukaryota; Fungi; Glomeromycota; Glomeromycetes; Archaeosporales; Ambisporaceae
Source: the annotation of a GenBank genome assembly
AUGGAAAAUGAAGAAGAAACUCAAAAUUUAUCAAACCUCCUCAAAAAUCUUUUACAACAAUUCUCUUCGGUCACAAAUCCUGGCGAGAAAGAUGAACACCUGCAAGAAUGUGUUCAAAACUGGUUCUCUCAACACGAACGAUUCACCGAAAUUCAAAUAUUCGAGCACCUAAAACAAAUCGCUCGCAAUGAUCACGAUUACGCAUGUCUACUAGGAUUCUUUUAUGAUAAAGCAUUCGGAACACCAAGUAACCUAGAUAAAGCAUUCAAAUGGUAUCUACGAGCUGCUGAACAUAAUGACGCAUUCGGUCAAAAUAUAGUCGGGUAUUUCUUUAUGCAUGGGUAUGGCACAAAACUCAAUUAUGAAAAAGCUUUCUAUUGGUAUCAAAAAUCAGCGGAUAACGGUUGUAACCAAGCUAAAUGCAAUAUCGGAUACUGUUAUUAUUGUGGAUUUCAUGUAAAGAGAAAUCGUAGACAUGCGCUUUAUUGGUACUCUAAAAGUGCAGAGAUGCAUGAUGGAUUAAGCAAGUGUGAGUUGGCAAGAAUGUUUUUGUGGGGUAUGGGAACGAAUGCUGAUGUUCAUCGUGCCUUGAAGUUAUUUCUGGAGGCGAAAAAUUUGGCAUUCGUGCAAGUAGAUGAUUAUAUUUGUGAAGUUUUUUAUUAA